Penicillium angulare is the source of this 891-nucleotide messenger RNA. Its product is annotated as NADP oxidoreductase coenzyme F420-dependent. Lineage: Eukaryota; Fungi; Ascomycota; Eurotiomycetes; Eurotiales; Aspergillaceae. Gene Ontology annotation, molecular function: pyrroline-5-carboxylate reductase activity. The record is from RefSeq and is a predicted model, not a curated record. Gene Ontology annotation, biological process: L-proline biosynthetic process. The transcript is spliced from 2 exons. Bases 1 to 891 code for a protein of 296 amino acids.
AUGUCGUGUUCAGACUGCCUGGUCGCUUUCAUUGGUUGCGGUAACAUGGGAGGAUCUAUACUUCGCGGAUUACUCGAUGCUGCUUUCUCAAGUGGACAACACGAGAAAGAUGAAAUACGGCCGGUAUCUCGCCUCAUUGCUUGCACCAAGAGUGAGUCUUCCGCUGCACGAUUGAAGGCAUCUAUCCCAGAAAAUCAGCAGCCCUGGGUGAACGUAAUCGCUUCACACGAUGUGCCUAUACAAGUAAUGGCUGAGGCAGAUGUCGUUAUAUUGAGCUUCAAACCUUUCAUGGCCGAAGGUGUGCUCAGUUCAAAGGGUGUCAAGAAGGCAUUGGCUGGCAAAAUCGUGAUUUCGCUUCUCGCUGGUCAAACAACGAAAAACCUUGCCAGAAUUAUUGAAAAUGGAGACCCACAUUCGAAAAAUUCUCCUACAAAUGUAAGAGUGAAUCCGAAAAUUGGAGCACGGUUCCGCCAAUCUAUGACGAUUAUUGAGGCAUCGGAACCCCCGAUUCCAUCGACGGCCACCAGUAGUGUGGAUUGGAUUUUUACCCAAGUAGGUUGCAUUAAAUAUCUACCUGAAGCCCAAAUGAAUCUCGGGUCAGUUCUUGCUAGUGCAGCCUUAGUUAUCAUGACUGUUCCAAUUGAGAGGAUGCUUUACGGAUGUGUAGCGGAAGGACUCAGGCGACCAGAUGCCCUAGAGAUAGCUCUACGUUGUAUGCGUGGGCUUUCACCUGCGUUAGAAUCUGGUAUUCAACCAUCUGCUCUGCGGGAAUGUAUCUCAUCUCCUAGCGGAGCCACCAUUCAAUCUUUAUUAGCCCUGGAAGAGGCAGCAAGCCGAGUGGAGUUUUCUAAGGCAAUCAUUCCGGGGACGCGACAUUUGAACAGCAGCUAA